GAAAAAUUUUGCUCAUUUGAAUCAUUCAAUGAGUUUUGUAUAUCACUACUUGACAUACUGUUAUUUAUAUUUGACUGUGACUCGUAAUUAUAAUUAUUAUUAUCAAUGUAAUUUACGCGUCUAGAACUUGCAGUGCGCAUUGUGACAUCGGUAUUGGAACCCGACGCUACUUCCAGAGUGCUAACGUUUCGUAUGCGUACAAGCCUAACCAAAUAAGCAGAUAUUGGCCUGGCGUUGCUGGUUCGUAGUGCAGACGAAGCUGGAUAGGUGUGCCGUCCUUAACUCGCUCGUCUCCUACUCAUCCAGGCAGGCUCUGCACAGAGAGCUGUCAGAAAUACCUAUAUUACAAAGGCAUUUGUUGAAGUAGCCAUGACUCGUGAGUAUACCUACGGUUAGUUUUAGUACAUGUCUAGGGAUUCUGAUUAACUUACGUGAUAGCUGCAAGUUUAUCUGCGGUCCUGGAGUUUUGCCCAUUAUUCAUCGUGUUGUCAUUGACAGCGCUCCAUUAUCCAGGUUCUCAGCUGUCGAUAAGGUAUGGGUACAUUUGGCUCCGGGCCAAUGGCCGUCCUACUGGACCCAUCCCUAGCUAAGCAGUCUGCCGUAUCGUUGCCUCUUGGGCGACUGUGUCCUUUAAUCCAUUUUAGGGUCAGCCUAUUGUCGUUACAAAUAUUAGUCAACUUUCAGUGGCAUUCAUAAAUUAACCCUGAUGUCAUUAUAUUGUAGUCUAGUGCCUGUAGGACAGAAGCGCUGUCAGAAAGAAUACGAAUAUGUUUUCCUCUUACCCCGCGACAGUCUAUCGCCUUUGCGGCUCUAAUGAUGCCCACACACUCUGCCUUGCAGACCGCGCUAUAGGUUCCCAAUGCUGUUGAAAUGUGUAUAUUUAGGUCUUCGGAGAAGACACCCGAACCUAGACCCUCAGCUCCUUAUGCAGACAACGGUCCGGAGUGUCUUCAUAAAGUUGUAUAUUUUAUUUUCUGUCGAAACGUACGUUUUAGGUAUAAGGUCGUUUACUGCUGCAAAAUACGGAAAGUGCCUAUGUAUGUCUGCUAAAAUGCUGGUAUGUGGGGAAUUGUAGUCCCUUCAUAGCCCCAGCAUGCUUAAAUGUGUGGCUGAACAAGCGCCUUCCUGUUGUAUAUAUAAAUGGAGUGGUCUCCCGUAAAGUAUUGUCUCCAUUGCGCUGAUAUGGGAGAGUUUUUCAUGCAACCAGUGAUUGCACAGCAGGCCCGCCCCGUGUUAACUUACCUGGAUUGUCUUGGUCCACCAUACUAAAGCUGCGUAGCUGAUGAUGGGCCUAAUUAUGGUCGUUGACACACACCUAACAAUGAACGGUGAUAGUCCCCAACUUUGCUAAUCAUUUUACGACAUUGCCAGAAAAUGAUAUUCGUCUUCGUGAUAGUUUCGUCUAUGUGUGAUAAAAAAAUCAACCACAAAAUUCCAAAUUUUAUUCUACCAUUUUAGCGGCGUGGUUGAAAAAAUCAACCACAAAAUUCCAAAUUUUAUUCUACCAUUUUAGCGGCGUGGUUGCUCCACAAAAUUACAGCUUUCUAGUGCUAAUAGUCUCCAAGUAAAACCGGGAACGGACAGACAGACACGACGAAACUAUAAGGGUUCCUUGUCAGGACUACGAGACCCUAAAAAUCCAUUCAGUCCAGGUUUCAGACGGGAUUCGAACCCACAGAUGCACUAACCAAUUAUGCUACAGAGACCUUAUUGGCCGUAUCGAAUUCAUUCGGAUAGCAGAAUAUGCGGGUACGAUGUAACCUGGACCAAGUAUUUAUUUUUCUAGUGAAAUUUUCUUUUGUUUCGAAGGAGUUUGUGGCAUUUAGUAUCUGUAUUGCAAAAAGGAUGUACUUUGAAAAGGUUAUUUAUUUAUUCAUGGAUUGCAUAUCACAUUCACAAAAAUAAGGUGGUAGAGAAAAAUACAGUAACCAUGUGACGCCCUGCAAGGGCACAGCAACUUUAGAGGGUUAUUAUAUAUUUAAAAUAGAUUAUUAUACAAUUGCACAAUAAAAUUCAUAAGGUCGGGUAAUUCAUAGGUCGAUAACUUCUCUUUAUCUUUAGCUUACAAUAAAAUAUAGCAGUGUACAACCACUUGCAAUCUUUAAGUUAGUUAUUUCUCGUCAGUAACGGUAACAACACGAAUAGUCCGAUUUAUUUAUCUAAUCAGAAAUUAUUUAUUGCUUUAAGCACUAAAGUCAGUGUUAAGUGUUUGUUUACGAAAAUAUAUAAAGUUAAAAACACUUUCUUUUAAAGCGGAUGUUUUUAUUAGUUUUAAUGUAAUUUGUCUUAUAAAUUGGAUUUAUUAUAAAUGUACUUACUCAAUUUCUGACAUUUGGCAGGAAUAUUGUUUUUAUGGAAUAAAUGACUAAUGGCAAUUCCCUAAAAUUCACAAAAAUUAGAAUAUUCAUAAAGCUCUAAACUUUAAUCUUAUUAGGAGGCAACUGUUAUUGCCACAAAAAAAAUUAUAAGCAUUCAAAAAAAAAAUUGUUUCUAAAGAACGUGAUAAGGGCUUACAAUUUAAUAUCAUAUUUAACUUUAUAUAUAAACUAAACUUACAAAACAAUAAAAAGGCGAGAAUAGUAUUGCGGCUGUGAAAUAGGAAUCAAUAAGGAAUCAGUAUGCUUUUGAACGAUGUUAUGUUUGUUUUUGGGCUUUUAUGUACAGUAGAAGCAUCUAGAAUAUUAGUUGUUUACCCGUUCCCCAUACGAAGCCUCGAUAUAUUGGGUCAGGGUUUCGUCAGACAUUUGCUAAAUGCGGGACAUGAGGUGACUUACGUAACGUGUUACCCUAAGAAGAGUGACAACAACACUAACUUGCGCCAAGUUGAUAUAAGCAGCAACUUAGUGGAUAUGUCAGACGAAGGCUUCAAUAUAAGCAAUGUGAUGAGAAACAAAAUAGAUGUGUAUGAUGUGAAAAUGUACCAAGAUUUUUCAUUUUUUUUUGCAAUUGUAACAUUCAACAAUACAAAUGUACAAAAGCUACUCGAAGACACAAACCAGUCUUUUGACGCUGUGUUAGUGGAUUAUGAUGAAACUGAGAUUUAUGCAGGCCUAGCCUCUUUGUACGGCUGUCCAAUGAUAUGGGCUACAUCGUUGGGUCCUCAUUGGCAAGCAUUACGACUGGUCGACGAGCCUUCCAAUCCGGCUUACACGGCGGACUAUCUGUCCUCAAACCUAGUGCCUUUCACGUUUUAUCAGAGACUUGAGGAAUUGUGGGCGCGAAUUAAAUGGAUUUGGUGGAAAAGGACGAGCACAAUGCCCAAGGAAAGAGACACAUUCGAGAAUAUUUUCAAACCUCUUUUCGAAAAACGUGGAAGAACUUUACCUAACUACGAUGAAAUGAUUUAUAAUUCUUCUCUCGUAUUUAGCAAUAGCCAUAAUGUAUUCGGGGAUGUACCGAGUCUACCACAGAACUUGAAACUUAUUGGGGGCUAUCAUAUUGAACAUCCCCCAAAACCUUUACCACAGGACCUACAAUCGCUUAUGAACAGCGCUAAACAUGGAGUUAUAUACUUUAGCAUGGGAUCCACGUGGAAUAGCAAGGACUUCCCUAAAUCUAUGAUCGAAGGUCUACUUAGAGUAUUUGGAAAACUCAAGCAAACCGUCAUUUGGAAAUUCGAGGACGAUCUGCCAAAUGUUCCAGCCAACGUGAAGAUAUUAAAGUGGGCGCCUCAACCCAGUAUAUUAGCUCACCCCAAUUGUCUUCUAUUCAUAACACACGGAGGUCAACUGUCUUCUACUGAAUCUAUACACUAUGGAGUGCCAAUAAUUGGCAUACCGAUAUUCUUCGAUCAAUUUGUAAAUAUCAACAAAGCGGUGGCGAAGGGCUAUGCGAUAAAGGUACCCCUAAAUUAUGAAUUGCCCAAUAAUUUAGGAGUCGCUAUUCAAACUAUUAUUUUCAACCCGAAAUAUAGAAAAUUAGCAAAAGACUUGUCGUCUAUCUACCACAACAGGCCGUUGCCACCAGGGAAAGAGGCUGUUUACUGGGUGGAACACGUGAUCAAGACAGGAGGUGCCCUGCACUUACGAUCUCCUUCGCUUACCGUAUCCUUCUACCAGAAAUACUAUCUGGAUCUGGCUGCUGCUAUAAUCGCUUUAAUAUUUGCAGUAUGCAAAAUGGUGAAAUGGUUGCUUCCAAAUAAGAAAGGUAGUUCAACAGUAAUAAAAGAAAAGAGGAAUUGAUUGAU
Molecule: messenger RNA, 4186 nt
Organism: Chilo suppressalis (striped riceborer)
Lineage: Eukaryota; Metazoa; Arthropoda; Insecta; Lepidoptera; Crambidae
Source: the annotation of a GenBank genome assembly